This is a messenger RNA of Coregonus clupeaformis (lake whitefish), 4312 nucleotides long. Its product is annotated as ephrin-A3. Gene Ontology annotation, biological process: axon guidance; ephrin receptor signaling pathway. Bases 845 to 1498 code for a protein of 217 amino acids. The record is from RefSeq and is a predicted model, not a curated record. The transcript has 5 exons. Gene Ontology annotation, molecular function: ephrin receptor binding. Gene Ontology annotation, cellular component: plasma membrane. Lineage: Eukaryota; Metazoa; Chordata; Actinopteri; Salmoniformes; Salmonidae.
AGAGAGGAGAGGGAAAGAGCGAGAACGAGGGAGGAAUGAGUAUUCACGAUUGUCAGCAUCGCAGGAUGGAUGGACAGACACUAGAAAAUGAAGAAACUCGUUGAUUGAAUUGUUUGAAACUAUUUGCUACAGAAAAAAAAAAGCAUUAUACUUCAUCAAUUACUGAUUUUUCAAAUGCACAUCAAGUAGGGAUCUACGCCAGAAGAAUAAUUAACGUAUUUUCUAAUGUAAACUCAACAUUUCCGAGUGAGAACCGUGCGUAGGCGAUGCACGCUGUAAAUGUGAAUGGACUCCGUGUCUUUCUCCUUUUGUUAGCACUGUUUUUAUCCAACUAGCGCAGCCCAUCCUCGGCUGUACCCCCCUUUUCGAACGGCCAGCGGACAGCUAAGGACCCGGGUUCUAUCUAGAAGACAGACCGCUCUCCUGUGGUCGAAAGCCGGACCUCUCACCUCUCAUUCCCCGCUCUAGGAGAGGACCUCCUCGGUAUGAAAGCACCAGAAACAGCUAUUUUGUAGGGAACCCGUCUGGCAGAGAAGCAGCAACAAAUCCCCGUUUUCAGACUGUGAUUUUGGGGGACGCAGGUUCGUGGUAGGGGGGAGGGGGACCUCGCAUCACAAUGGAAUUCGAGUUUUACAAUACUUCCCCAGUGCGCUAAGGAACGUAACCCUAUUCCGUACACUACUGUAUUUUCCCCUCUCAACUGAAGUAUUUUCUUCUUAUUUUUUAAACCAUCAAAUCCGGGAUGCCGCAUUUCGUGGGGUGAAAGGACCGAACGCGAGGAAACGAAGGAGAGAGAGAGAGAGCAGAGAGGGAAGGACGGAGGAGAAAGAGAGAUUCGAAGAGCAUGGCUCUUGCAACGCUGUCUCUCUGUGUGCUAACUCUCACCUGGGCAAACUUGUACCAGGUGUGUGCCAACAGGCACGCGGUGCAUUGGAACAGCUCCAAUAUACAUCUGCGUAGGGAGGGCUACACGGUGCAGGUUAAUGUGAACGACUACCUGGACAUCUACUGUCCCCACUACAAUGACAGCCAGCGUGUGGUGGGCACCGGGGAGCAGUACAUCCUCUACAUGGUCAGCUACCGUGGUUACAGGACAUGCGACCCCCAGCUGGGCUUCAAGAGGUGGGAGUGUAACCGCCCCCACGCACCAAUCAAAUUCUCAGAGAAGUUCCAGCGCUAUAGCGCCUUCUCCCUGGGCUACGAGUUCCACGUGGGCCAGGAGUAUUACUACAUCUCUACGCCCACUCAUCACCAUGGUCGCAGCUGCCUCAGACUGAGAGUGUAUGUCUGCUGCUCCACAGUGUCUGAUGUUGAUGUUGAACCAGGACAACCAGAACCAGACUACACACUCAGACCAGACAUCAAAAUCCAGGACAUCGAUGAUUUUAACCCUGAGGUUCCUAAACUGGAGAAGAGCGUCAGUGGAAGCAGCCCAUCUAGGGAUCGCCUACUCAUCACCAUAGCAACGCUCCUCCUUGCUGCCAUCACCAUCUCCUAGCAAUGGCCAUCCCAUCAGUGUCGCCAUGCCAACCAGCCAUGGGAGGGCUGGGGCAGGAGGGGUGAAGGAUGACUGGGUCUAGGGACAGGGGACAGGAGAUGAAGGGAACAUGGAGGAGUGCUACAGGAAAACAUGGAGGAAGAAGACCUUCUGAAUGAUGUUGGUUGACAAGGUGUGUGUGUGUGAAGUGAAGGAGGGAAGUUGGAAGGCUUCUUUGUGUGUGUGUGCGCGUGCGUGUGUGCAUGUGUGUGUUUGCUGUUGCUUAGAAGAGGACAUUCACACACAGCAUGAAGAGAAUACCUUUUAUGACUUUGGACAUUGGGCCUGCAUGUGUAUGUAUGGUUCAGAGUGUGUGUGUCUCAACACGUGGUAGAGUUAGCCUGUUGAAACCUGCACACUGCAGACAGCAUUUAUUCAAGAGGAGAGGAGAAGAGGACCUGACUUUCUAUUUGAGCAGCUGAUCGCAAAUGAAACACAGUGAAACGUUUUCAUGGAAUCUGAUUGGCUGACACAAUUCUCUUCUUAGGGCUAGUUGCCUGUUUCUUGCACCGGAGACUGAACUGAUUUAACUUGACUGAAAUGAACUGAAUUAUUGCCUUUUUGUUGUGUCAACUGGGUUCAACCAGAUCUAGUCUGGAUCCCUUCAGUGGAAAUUGAUCUAGUGGUCCUCCACCCAUGUGAUCUGGUCUGAUCUGGACCGUAGCAGCCUGGUACGAAAGAGCCAGUCUGGGUCCAGGUUUAUGAACUGGGAACUGGGACCUCUCUGUCUAGUAUGAGAGAGGGAGAGAGCUACAGUACUGUAUUAGAGUAGUAAUAUGUGUCAAUACAAUGACAGCUAUAGGUUAUUGGUCAGUGGUUGUACCCAUUGUUACACAUUGAUACAACAUCUAGCUCAUCAUUAAACCCCCUAGAGACAUGUUUGUCCUUUAUUAAUUCAUUCCUGGAUAGCAUUAUCUCUGAUCUCGGAGGUCAGAAAAGCACACAUGUUGAGUCGACAGACAGUGACACACUUUCAGCAAUACUGUCAUCGAAUGCAUUGUGUUGGAUUGUACACUGAAGACCUCUCUUCCUCUCUCCUGGAAUCCGAUGGACUGGGACUACAUACCACAGACUCUCCUUGCCAAACUCUUUUGUUUAUUUUACCGUACACACAAACCGUUCACUACACUAGAACAAUAAUCACUCUGUGUGUGUGUGUAUGUGUGUGUGUGUGUGUGUGUGUGUGUGUGUACACUGACAAUACACACAGUACUAGGGACAUACUGUACAUGUCUUAAGUUUAAGUAACAGAACAACUCAAGUGUAUCUGAACAUAUAGACAACACUAAAUAAACCUUUGGUUUAGGUUCUACAUGCAAACCAAGUGCUACUGGGAGGACAGGAGAACAAUGGGUUAAACUUGAUCCUACAGUCCUCUAUUGAGAUGGUAUUUUCCUAAAACUGGUAAUUGCAUGUUUCUUUGGGAUCAUAGAAACAAUCCUUUUGGUAGUUACCCAUUGUAUAGGUACCAGAAAGUACAUAUUGUUGCCAUUACAUGUCUUAGUAAAUACUAGGUAAAUACUGUCUGAAAGAGGACUGUAAAAUGAAGUGUUACUGAACAAUGUAAACAAACUGUACUAACCUGUUACCAUGGUUGUUGACUAACUCUUCUCCAUAGGAACUAGCACCUUGUGACCAUGGUAACACCUUACCUUACUGCAAUGUGUACAGGCAGUCUACUGUAGUAGGGCAUGCAUGGCUUACUGUAGUAGCUCUGAAGAUGAUGAUGAAGGUAUGGAUGGCCUAUUGGAUACAGAGCUGACCUCUGACCUAUAGGGGUCACAGAGGUCGCAUGCCUUGACACGUGUCACAGACAUUCUAGAACUUUCACGCAUCGAGAAUGGAUUUCUGAUGUCUUGAACUCUGACGGAAUGAAAUGUGAUGUAAGCAUUUUUACAAACUUGAAGCUCAAUUUCCUUGUUCUGUUUUUAUUUUUUAUUUUGCUGUUGUGUAUCUUGGGGCGCUGGGAAGGGGUAAACAUUGGGAUGGCUGGGCUAGAGACAUACUGUACUGAAUAGGAUACUGAGUUCCACUAACUUGGUUUGAGUACAAUGUACAAUUUCAAUUGGCCCCAUGUUGCACCAAAUGUUUCCAGACCGUCACAUUGGAAUGAUACUGUCAUUGAAACGUGGUGACGACAUGGAGGACAGUUCGCUGAGCUCGGUAUGUAUACAGUAUGUAUGGCUUUGGGGUGGGGGGUGAGAUGGGGGUCUGGGUUCUGCUAGUGAAGUGUGGGGUGGGGUGGGGUAGAAGAGCUGAUCAGUAACUAAGGGGAAAUCACUCUUCAAAUGUUGCACUUAAGAACUUAGACACGAUAUCAAGAGAGAGAGUGUGUGUUGUUGAGAGUGGACAUGCAAGUAUUUCUACAUUUCCUUAUGUUCUGAAAGGUGUGCGUAUGAGCGUGUGUAUGUGUGUGUGUGUGGCGUGUGCAUCUGCAUGUGUGUGUAUGUUUGUUUGAGGAAGUGAGAGCUAAUUUCAGUUUCUCAUUACACGUUUGUGUGAAAGAGCUGAAUGUGUGUGUGUGUGUGUAUGGUAAUGUAUGCGCGAGUGCGGCCGUGUGUUUUCCUUUGUGCGACUGUUGUCCAAUGUCUACUUACAACAUGAGUGUGUGUGUGAGAUUGUAUUGUCUGGCAAAACAAACAAAAGCAUUUAAUAGUGUUGGAAACAACAAUUACAAUCAUGUUUACCUUCGACUGGAAUGAAUCUCAAUGAACUUGAAAAUAAACAAACCAUAACAAAGGUUAUAUUGAUGAUCAAGAUAACAAAAUAAUAAUC